Rosa chinensis is the source of this 3584-nucleotide messenger RNA. RefSeq names its product probable alpha-mannosidase At5g13980. The record is from RefSeq and is a predicted model, not a curated record. Gene Ontology annotation, biological process: mannose metabolic process. Lineage: Eukaryota; Viridiplantae; Streptophyta; Magnoliopsida; Rosales; Rosaceae. Gene Ontology annotation, molecular function: alpha-mannosidase activity; carbohydrate binding.
GUGGAAACUGAGAAAGAGAAGCGGAGGAAGAAGUCAAAAGAUGCGGAGGCAGAAAGAAAAAACAGUUGUAGAACUGACUAUCGAGUGUUGCUUGUGAGCUAGUACAGACGGUUAGUGGUAAAGCCGUAAAGCAAUGAGGUAGGAAGGAAGGAGGAUUGCGUGUCAUUUACUGAAACCAACUUGAGACUUGAGACUUGAGUACUCUCGUCUGGAGUGAGAGCGAGCAUGGCGACCACGACUCCUCGUUUACUCUUCUUCUUCUUCUGUGUGCUUAUCUCGGUCGCUGACUCCAAAUUUAUGGUCUAUAACACCUCCCAAGGGAUAGUCGCCGGUAAACUUAACGUCCACUUGGUCCCUCACACCCACGACGACGUCGGAUGGUUGAAGACCGUUGAUCAGUAUUAUGUUGGCUCCAACAAUUCCAUCCAGGGGGCUUGUGUGCAAAAUGUGUUGGACUCUUUGAUUCCUGCUCUGUUGGCUGACAAGAAUCGGAAAUUCAUCUACGUUGAAAUUGCCUUUUUCCAGCGCUGGUGGAGAGAUCAGAGUGAUGCCGUCCAGCGUAUAGUCACGGACCUUGUCAGCUCGGGUCAACUAGAAUUCAUAAAUGGGGGCAUGUGUAUGCAUGAUGAAGCAGCUACGCAUUAUGUUGACAUGAUUGAUCAGACCACUCUUGGGCAUCGCUUUAUUAAAAGGGAAUUCGAUGUGACUCCAAGAAUUGGAUGGCAAAUUGAUCCUUUUGGACAUUCGGCUGUCCAGGCCUACUUGUUGGGAGCACAAGUUGGAUUCGACUCACUUUACUUUGGUCGAAUAGAUUACCAGGACAGGGAAAAACGCAAAAAUGACAAGAGUCUUGAGUUUGUUUGGCAGGGUUCUAAGAGUCUCGGUUCAUCUGCUGAGAUUUUUUCUGGUGCUUUCCCUGAGAAUUAUGAACCUCCCUCUGGUUUCUAUUUUGAAGUUAAUGAUAAAUCCCCAAUAGUCCAGGAUGACAUCACUUUGUUUGAUUACAAUGUUCAAGAACGAGUUAAUGACUUUGUUGCUGCUGCAGUAUCACAGGCUAACAUAACUCGAACAAAUCAUAUUAUGUGGACCAUGGGAACAGACUUCAAGUAUCAGUAUGCACACACCUGGUUCCGUCAAAUGGACAAGCUCAUUCAUUAUGUCAACAAGGAUGGACGUGUUAAUGCUCUGUACUCUACUCCUUCCAUAUAUACUGAUGCAAAAUAUGCUACAAAUGAAUCUUGGCCAAUCAAGACUGGUGACUUCUUUCCUUAUGCAGAUCGCAUUAAUGCUUACUGGACAGGAUACUUCACAAGCAGACCAGCCUUGAAACACUACGUUAGAACAAUGAGUGGCUAUUAUUUGGCUGCUAGGCAACUAGAAUUUUUUAAAGGAAGGAGUACUUCAGGGCCCAAUACGGACUCAUUGGCAGAUGCCUUAGCAAUUGCUCAACAUCAUGAUGCUGUCACUGGUACAGAAAAGCAGCACGUUGCCAAUGAUUGCAAAAGAUUGUCAAUAGGAUACAUGGAGUCUGAGCAACUAGUUGCAACUUCACUUGCUCACUUGGUUGAGUCUGCAUCAUAUACUGGAUCUGGAAACCCAACUACAAAGUUUCAACAGUGUCUACUUCUGAAUAUAAGCUAUUGCCCUGCAUCAGAAGUAACUUUGUCUCAGGGGAAAAAAUUGAUUGUUGUGGUGUACAAUUCUCUUGGAUGGAAGAGGGAUGACACAGUCCGAAUUCCUGUUAUCAAUGAAGAUGUCAUUGUUCAUGAUUCUGAGGGAAAAGCAAUCGAGUCACAGCUUCUUCCUCUAGAUGAUGUCCAUCUGGGCUUAAGGAACUACUAUGUUAAGGCAUACUUGGGUCAAACUCCAACAAAGACACCAAAGUAUUGGCUUGUGUUUACAGUAUCCGUACCACCACUUGGUUUUAGCACAUACACUAUCUCGGGUGCCGAAGGGGCAGGUGCUAGCUCAACCAGAUCAUCUGUAUACACCUUUCAAAGCAGAGAAAAGUCGACUAUUGAAGUUGGUCAAGGAAAUGUGAAACUCUCUUUUUCCACAGAACAAGGCAAAAUGACUAAUUAUGUCAAUAGCAGAAGCUUGGUGGAAGAAUCGGUUCAGCAGUCUUACAGCUUUUAUAAUGGGUAUAAUGGCAGUAAUGAUAAGGCUCCACUGAUUCCUCAGAAUUCUGGGGCAUAUGUUUUCCGGCCUAAUGGAACAUUUCUCAUAACACCCGAAGAAAAGGCUUCUUUGACUGUUAUACGUGGACCAGUAAUAGAUGAAGUACAUCAACAGAUUAAUUCGUGGAUACAUCAGAUCACUAGACUUCACAAGGAAAAGGAGCAUGUUGAAGUUGAGUUUAUUGUUGGCCCUAUACCUACUGAUGAUGGAAUUGGAAAAGAAGUUGUAACUCAAUUAGACACUGCCAUGGCUACCAACAAAACGUUCUACACUGAUUCUAAUGGGCGUGAUUUUAUCAAAAGGAUUCGCGACUAUAGAACAGAUUGGGACUUCAAAGUGAACCAACCUGUUGCUGGAAAUUAUUACCCAAUUAAUCUUGGGAUUUACAUGCAAGAUAAUAGGACAGAAUUUUCAGUUUUGGUGGAUCGGUCACUAGGGGGAUCCAGCACAGUGGAUGGUCAGAUAGAGCUGAUGCUUCACAGGAGACUACUACUUGAUGACUCAAGAGGUGUUGCCGAGGCUCUAAAUGAAACUGUCUGUGUUUCCGAUGAAUGCACAGGACUAAGAGUCCUAGGGAAAUUUUACUUCAGAAUUGACCCCUUGGGAGAUGGUGCUAAGUGGCGUCGUUCUUUUGGCCAGGAGAUAUAUUCACCUCUUCUCCUAGCCUUUGCUGAACAGGAUGGAGAUAACUGGAAGAAUUCUCAUGCAACCACUUUUUCUGGGAUUGAUUCCUCGUAUAGUUUACCUGAUAAUGUUGCUCUUAUAACUCUUCAGGAGCUUGAUGAUGGAAAAAUUCUCAUUCGCUUAGCACAUUUAUACGAGGUUGGAGAGGACAAGGAUUUUUCUGUAAUGGCAAAUGUGGAGCUGAAGAAGCUUUUCCCCAGGAAGAAGAUUGGCAAAGCAACAGAAAUGAACUUAUCAGCUAAUCAAGAAAGGACUGAAAUGGAGAGAAAGAGACUGGUAUGGAAAAAGGAAGGGGGCUCGUCAGGAACGGAAAAGGGUGUGAGGGGUGGACCUGUUGAUCCUGCAAAACUAGUUGUGGAACUUGCCCCAAUGGAAAUCCGCACCUUCCUCAUUGACUUGGAGCAGAAGUUCUUCCACCGCCGCCAUCAUCAUCAUGAUGUAUCUGAUGUAUAAUAGCUGGAAAAUGAUGUAGCAGUAGUUGAGACUUAAUUGAGAGGCAUUGUGCUCUCAGGCCUAGUAAUUCGUCUCGAGCUUCCAAUUUGGUGUCGCAUCAUGUCAUAUAGGCUAUAGCAAUACCAGGUUGAUCGCUGUAAUUCCAUCGACUGCUAUCCAUUGGACAUCAACCGGAUUUGGUCGUGUAAUUGUGCAUGUUAUUUCAUGGAGCCAUAUUGUGAUUUGUGAAUAUCUUCCAAGACGUUUACGUGAUUUUUACCUUGUGCUAA